Anopheles gambiae (African malaria mosquito) is the source of this 8141-nucleotide messenger RNA. RefSeq lists its product as uncharacterized. The record is from RefSeq and is a predicted model, not a curated record. NCBI's taxonomy places the organism in Eukaryota, Metazoa, Arthropoda, Insecta, Diptera, Culicidae. The transcript is spliced from 7 exons. The coding region runs from base 2836 to 3933 and encodes 365 amino acids.
CAUUGGGUGGAAGCAAAAAAGCCGCCAUAGGCACACCAGAUCGGUCCAUUUGAAAAUUAAGUGAAUUCUAUGUAUGUAUGGGUGCGUAUCGAGCUGUGAAAAGAGAAUUCCACACACACACGCGGUAUGCGCAUUCGUUUUUUUUUUUUGGCUACCCGUAUCCCCAUGACCUCGUGAUGACGGAGGUGAAGGAAGGAGGGUGUGAUGGUAUGCUUGAGUUGCUAAAAGAUAGAUCUCCGAUAAUUUAAUCAUACAGCAGUUGUUUAGUGUGUCCUUUACUCUGUUUGUAUAUGUGUGUGUGUGUCAGUUUGCUGUCCUUGCUGUGUGGUGGAAAGCCCAGGGAAACUUCGGGCCUAGCCCAGUGAGACGACGAAUAGUGAAAAAAACCCCCCGGAAUCAGCGGAACUUCGACAAAACGGAAGGACAUCCGAUAGAGCAAAUUAAAUCGGAUGCGGCUUGAAGAAGCGUACAAAGCUUGUUUGUGUAUGGGCGUGUGUGUGUGUUUGUAUGAACCGCGGAUUACGAACUCCGACAUCGACUGGUCCAAAGAGCGAACCAAUUUUCGCGCGCGACCAUUACCAUCCUUCAUCGUUCUUUAUGACCGCCGCUGCGGCAGUGCCGUUUGGGAAUGUAUGUAUAUAUGAGGCAAAACGUGCGAAAUACAGCCGAAACAGGAGCUUCUCUUUAACCCCUCGGUAUUGCCAAGCAGCAGCGGGAUGAAAAAUUGAUCCAAGUAGGAUUGCAUCGAAACACGAAAGGGACACGCGAAACACACGACAAAGUUGGUGCGAUGGGAAGGGCGGAGGAGGAAAAGGAAAUUGUAGGUCACUCACCACCAUUGCGUCCCCUGUUCGGUUGGUGUGCUUCAUUCAUAAGAAUCAUGAUUCGCUUUUCCAUCUUGUCUCUUCCCCACCUCGCUUCCUCGCUUUAUCUUCUUCUGCUCUCUGAACCAACGUGCUGGAUGCGGACCCCGCUGGACAAGGACCCGGGGAGAAACACGUACACUAAGUACGGGGGGGGGGACCUGUACAUCUGCACCGCCGCGCCGCGGUGUGUGAAGUAACAUUUCGACCUUCUGCUCAUCACACACCACACGCGCUGCUCGCACAUUCCAGGAUAUGUUAUUGUGUGCGUGUGUGUGUGCGUAUGCCUCUGCUCUCUCACACACCCAAAACACCGCGCGAUGGAAUGUGCGUUGGUAUGCGUGAAACACGCAGCAACCAAAAAAACGCACACUUUUUCACGUGUGCACCAGUGUAUGUGUGUGCGUAAAUAGUGUAGACGCAUCGUGAUGGUCUACUAUUGCUGCUGCUAGAGUGUCCUUUUUCUGGAGUGUGAAGUGUCCUUUUGAUCGUGGAAUGCUUUGCCAUUUUUCAACAAAGCCGUUGUGUAUCGCUCCAUGAGCAUUAUCGAUUUUGCUGCUGCGAGCAUUUAGCCUGUACACGUGCUAGUGCGUGCCUGUGGGUCGUUGAACACGUGGUCCAAAAUUUUAAUCCCAAAAUUACCAUUUUCCACACCGUCGUCGUGCUCUGUUUCCUGUCCGUACGAACAAGAACCUUUUAGGUAUUUCAUCAAAGCAGCCCGUAUUUGUGUGUUAGUGGAGUACGACUACCGCGAUGUGUGUGUGUGUUAGUUCGUGUAGUUUUUUUUCCUGUUGUCGUUCAAGUGCGGUUUAAAUGCAUGUGCGCUACAGGAUAUGGGGAGUGGGAAAUCAAUCAUAAAACCACCAGCAGCAGGAAAAGUGCUGUCUCUUCCGUGGGUUUCCGCUUUCGUGACACAUAAUGGACUAAAUGUGUGUGUAUGUGUGUUUGUGUGUUUUGUGCUUUUUUUUCUUACCCUUUCUCGUCCUCUCACUUUCAACUCUCCGUUAUUCUCUGUUUGUAUCCUGCUCUCUAGCGCUUUCACUCUCUCUUUCGCUCAUUCGCUUACUCUCCCUAUAUGUCUAUCUCCAUCUCGCUCUCACUCUCGCUCGCUCUCUCUCCUACUCUCGUAUACUCACUCUCGCCCGCAUUCCAAUUUCUUUUUCCACACCUUUGUGCGCUGUGCUGCUGCUACUGCUGCUGGUGGUAGUGGUGGUGGUUAAUUUUCCGCGCCUUCGACGCUCACGGUUCCAUGCUCACCUCAAACUCUCACUUUUUUGCCUGCGCCUCCAUGCUUCUCGCAUCGAUGGAGGCGCCUAGUGUUUCUUCCUUGCGGAACACGCACACACUCACACAAAAACUCACGAAAAGCACCGUCGGCAGCGGUGGUAGUGGUGGUGGUGGUGGUGCUGCUGCUGCUGCGUGUGCACGGGAUGCUUUGUUAUGUAAAGCCUGCUCCCGUUUAGCACGCGCUCUGCUAACCGUGCUUCCUGUACGACCGCGGUACAACCGGAACAACCAGCCCGCAUCUUCCACCGUUUAGCCUUCCGGCGGCAACAGGACGGGGCAAAGGAAGGGGCGCUAAGAAAUGGACGGAGCGGUGAGGCUGAAGGUUCAUCAUUGCGAAUUUCGGACGGUGUAAACGACUUACUACAUACACACUCCCCGCUAGCUCCUUGUCACUGGCACCGUGGCGCAUUGAGGAAACGAUUUUUCAUUUCAAGCUGGCUGUCAAACGACUGUUCAAAACAUUCCCAAACGGAUCGAUCAAGUGUUGCUUGUGCUGCCGCUCCACUGCCUACUGAUUGUGUGUUACCCCAACUAGUGUGACAAUUUUUAAUUAAACGCAAGUCCUUACGCCGUUCGGUUUCUUUGCCUUUUUUCCCUAUGGCCGCAUCCACACGCCGCGCGCUUCAGCUUUGGCAACCGGACCCAGUAUCGUGUACGGUGAUGGGGGAGGGCCCCCUGACGGGAGAUGCAACCACCCCAACGUUACAUACCGUCAGUUUCUGAUUUAUACGGUACGGACGAAAUAGAGUUCCUGCUGGACGAAAUACGGGAUCUCGAACCAGCCUGCUGUCAGCUGGAGGACAUCCAGGACUUUGAAAUAGCUGGCAGCAGAGCAGGGGAGCUUUCCAUAUCGCUCGAAUCACCGAUCGGCACGUGCACGUCCUGGGACUCGCAUGCACAUUACCGUCAAAGGAUAGGGAACACACCGCUACCGUGGGGCGUUGCGCUGCACUGCGACGCCUCACAUCUCACCAGCCCGACCGGCAUCGUGCGGAUACUGCUGGUGGUCUCAUCCGCCGCAUGUCUUGCCUGUGAGUGUUCCGCCGGCACGGUACAGGUCGGUCUGUUUCUACUGCCAUUGAUUGGGCGCCUGAGGUUGAUGGUUUUUUGCGCCCUGUUCUCCUUGUUAGUCACCUGUUUGAUGCUGUUUUUGGAUAUCUCACACAUAGCGUUAAUGUUUCCCUUCAACUGGGGAAGAUUGAAUGCAUGGAUGUACCUGACGAUUGGUUUAUUAUUUAUUGUGGGUUCAUCAUUGCUAAUACAUAUGGUAUUUUUCGCUGAAGAAUUCAUGUGGGUGCCAAAGCACUCGAAGGACACACUAUUCAUAUCAGCGAUUCUUGGCUACAUCUGCUCGAUCGAAGCGUGCGUGCUGGCGGCACUGACAAAAUGUCCGUCCCAGUACCGGCACGUCAUGGACGAGUACAGCGAGAUGUGUUUGGAGGAGCGCGAGCUGAGCCCCAUCUGCAGUAACGACAUCACCAACCACAACCACACUACGGCUUCGAACGAUCUGUCGAACCAUCGGAGCUACAAUAAAAUCGAAACGGGUGAUAGCAUUACGCCAACGUGUAAUCAAAAACCUUACAUACCAGUGAAACGUCCCGACCAAUCGUACAACCAGCGACCUACCCUAGGUAAUAUGCAGAAGUCGAAUCACCGCAAUCGGCAGGGUUACCACUAUCAACCAAUCGCCUCAACCUCCCUGCAAAGUCCCACGUUCGUGCUGGACGAGGAUGCGCUGCCGGGCCCAUCGUCCCGCUCGCUCGACUACUCCAGUGCGUGAUGAUGUACUGCACCGAUAUUGGGGCGUACUGGGCGGUGGAAUGGUGAGCCGGCAGCAUCGGUCCGCUGGUGGUGGGGGUGUUGGUUUUAUCAAAUAUUCGAGGCGUUGGUUUCCGUUUCUAGAGACGUUUGUCUGUUAAGUAUUUCCUAUAAGUAUUAAGAACGCAGCCACAGUCACACACAGCCACACACCACAUACUCACACAGCCACAUCUACAACAUUCGCUAUUGUUUCAGUGCAAUUUUUCGUAGUUUGCUGAAACAAUCACACACACACACACAGACACAUUCACACUCAGCUCCGAGAGACAAAAAAAGGGAGCGCUCCAUUUGUUGGUAAGAGCGGAGUGGGAGGUGGUAGAACUUCGACGAGACAAAACGAUUAAACGAUACCCUCGACAGGAAUAUGUCUACAGGAGUGUCUUACCGGUAGCGCCAUUUGAUGCGAAGGCAAAUGUAUGUUUUACCCAGACAUUUUAAGACCCUGGAGUGGACGUUUGCUAGAAUAUAAGCUGCAGUUGGGCCACGUGGACAGGGAUAAAGUAUAACCGCUAGCCCAACAGUGACAUCGGUUUUAAUGCGAAUGGGUUAGUACGUAUGUUACAAUAUUUGGAUUCGUCUAUAGGUCGGUUAAACAAGGCACCUGUUAAUGAAAGUAAAAACAAGAAGAAGAAGAAGAAGAAGAAACAACCAGACAAACAACAAACCAGCAAAACCGACAUCGAGCAAUCGUUGCAUCAUCCCUAUUCAGUUGCUCGUAGGCAUCGGGGGAAAGCGUUACUGAAUUGCUUCCAGUAGAUCUCUGACGACAACCUUCUGGCACAAAACUUGCAACACAUACACACACACACAAAACACGCAGACACAUCCAUCCUUAACACUGUUAGAGCACACUACAGCUAGCUCCAAAUUAGCUUUUAUUAUUUCGUCUUUCGGGAUUAAAACUCUUCAUUGGAGGAUUCACUUCCAAAUGGACUCCCUCCCCCAACUGGAGCGAUCAACAUAAAGCUAAAGAGCGCAUAGAAACUCUCGUUUUGAUUAGCAUCUCGCCCGCAUAUAACUUGCUAUCGUAACCUCGUUAUCUAUAUUUAAAAAACAAACAAACGAUCCGGGUAUCCAGGUACUAUACUGACAAGAGGUCACCCAGAGUACUGCUGCCCCCUCGAAACAAACAUAGAAAUACUCUAGCGUCCGUCCUAUUUUCCCAACAAAGAAGAAGAGCAGAAGAAAAAGAUACCGAAGCAGAGGCACGAGGUAGUAGAGGAAUGAAGAACAAUGAUAACAAUAUAUUUUUGUACCGACAUCUUUUCUGCAAGCCCGUUUUCAUUUGUCUGCCUUCGUACCGUGUGUGAAGCCAGUUUAAGUAGCCCGUAGUAGAGAUAGUGCUAGUGCGAGAACCGGAAGAGAUCAAACCGUUCGAACGUUCGAAUGGUAGGUGAACAGUGCGUAGCUUCUGAGAAGGAUUUAUUUGGCUCUUUCUUUGUUUUUGGGGUCUUAUCUACUACUCAUCUCAACUAUCCCCGUACUCUCCUAGGGUAGCUGGUUUUGCUUAUAGGUGUGUGGAAUUAGAACAGCUCUAUCAACAGUGAACCGCGAUUGACGUUCACCCUUUGGUUUCACAUUCGGAUAGAACAGUGAUCCAUUAUUUCAUUCGCCCCCUUUCUCAUCUCUUCCCUUUUCUAUCUAUUUCUCUCCAUAAUCUGCCGUCCAAUAAAUAAAACAAGUUGCUGUUUUAGUAGCCUGCAAAAGUGUCGGGCGCUAUCGGGUUUUGCAAGAUGCAGUAGCAGAAAGCAGGGUUCAUCUCCUUAGUGUACUAGAAUCGUUUGGUAGUACAGCCGCAUCCACUCAAAGUGAGCCUGUUACAGCAAAAGAUACGACAUUGUGCAAUAGAUAGAGAUGAUGAUGUGAUCAUUAAAAAAAAUGAAUCGUUUAUUGCGUUCUGAUUAGUGACGCUUGUGCGCAGCAACGCGAUUUCAUUUGAAUGACGCACAGUAGGGUUGAUCUGUUGGGACAAUAAUUGUAACUUACAGCAAGAAGAAAAAGUAAUCCUUCCUUUCAGUACGUAAUGCAUGGGUCUGCAGUCCCUUUGCUUUGGUACCAUGGUAUCCCGAAAAAAAAAAAUGAUUCGACAAACGAAAAACAACAAAGACAUGAUAGAAAGCACGCCAAUGAGGUCGCGUCAAUCGAAAAAGCAAUAGAAUCUCUCUGUAUCUCUCUAUCUCUGUGUUUCCUAUCCUACUAUCCUAUAUCGGUGUUUUUUGUGUUGUAUUAUCGUUUAGCGCCUUUUGGUUUGUUUCAUUAUCCAAUUUUGUGUAUUUACUUAGCCCGGUAGCCGGUAGGAUACAACCAUUGCUGUAUCUAAAACGUAAGCGAAGAAUGAUCAAGCAGAAGAAACCACAUAUAAUCGACAAUAAUCCACAUAACCCCGAUGAAAGAUGGACAUCGUGACGCAUCGCAUAUAUACUAAUAAUAUAUAUCACAAGGAUUUCGGUUCCAAAAACCGCCCAUUGACACCCUUCUCCCCCCGGCAUUUAGUGUACGCGUAUAACAGCGACUACGACACUGUUAUAAGUAGCACACACACACGCACACAUACACACACACCAACACACACGCUGUUCACAUGGCACCGUUAAAACCACUGCAGGCAAAUGCCCUUAAAACACGCCAGCAAGGAUAUAGGCGCACACAUUAACCAUUACAUUCGCGUGGGCAAACUCGACGGGCCUGUUUUCGUUGUAACUUUGCAAAGUUUAGAUAAGUUUCAUUUGCCCUCUCCCGUGUGUCCCGUGUGGUUUAAUGUCGUUUUAGUUUGAAUUCGUUACAAUUCUCAGGAAAUCAGGUGUUCUAGAUGUUGAUAGUGAUAAAUACGUGUAGCUCCGGUGCAAAAAAGGUAUACAACUCGCAAGCACACACGAUCGUCCCUGUUCCGUUCACUCCCGCGUGGAAAUUGUGCCCGAAAGUAGAUUAAGGUUAUUCGGGGCGGUUUUUUUUAACAUUACCAGUUUGUUGUACAUUUGGGAGGUAAAUGGGUAGUUCUUAUUCAUAACAGUAACAACGCACAAGCCAAACAGCAAACGGUGUAGCGAUAAGUUUGGCAUUUAUGUUUUAGUGUAUCUGAGUUGUUUGGAGUACUGUUGCAGCUGUUCUGCGUUCGAGUUUCCUUCUGUCAAACGAACGUCCUUUGUUAGUCGUCCCUCCCAGUCGAAAGCCGCUGCCCACUAAACGAAGCAUUUAACCCAGAAGCAUUUCAGUUCGCGCGAUAAAAGCUAACGCUGUCCCAGUUCUCAGGCUCGUUGCAAACACGUGAGGUCGUGAGAUUUGUACAUAGUUUAGUUGUUAGAUAGUUUUGCGAGAACAAAAAAUUAGGACGCAAACGAUGACUUUAAGACGUAGACAAACACACACGUACACACACACACACACACAUACAUGUACACAGAUUUGUAGGCGCAAUUUCCGGCGAUCAAUUCCGGAGCAAGCCAAGUUUGAGGCAUUUUCAGUAGAUCGCAAAACUGGUCGCAAAAGAAAACACACACACACACCCACGUUGCGAUCGACGAAACCCCGAUCACGGAUGGAAGAUAAAGGGGAUGGUGUGGAAAACUAAUGAAAUACUGCCAAAGAAUUUUGCUAACGAAGCGGCCACCUCGCGUUCGUUAGUGUUUAGUGUACUAAACUGAUAAAUUGUAGCGUCGGUCUGUGAGGCCUAAAACAGAGAGAGAAAAAGAGAGGAUAGAGAGAACAUUCAUAUGGAAAUGUGUAUUGGCACAGGUAGAACAAAGCAUUGGAAACGGUAGAACAAAAGGAAGCUACGAGCCCCCGUGCUCGUCAUUUAGGAAAAUGGAAAAUUCAGUCAACUAGCAGAGCAUUAUUUGUAGAUUUUUUAGUAACACGAUUAGUAACAGAUAGCUGAACGUUUUGGAUAGAGAUCAGCAGACAACAGAAAAAAUGAAACAGCAACAAAAAAAAAAUACAUCGGUGGACGUAAUUUUGGGUCGUGUAGGGUACCGUGUGGUUGUUCGUUUUUGGUUUUGAUUUUUAUUUUAACUUUAACUAGACGGACAGGCACAGUUAUGCCUUUAUAAGGGGGCCGAAUGUCGGUUUUCAAGUGACAUACGCGUCCCGGAUACGCAAAGGAGUGAUAAACAAACGUAAACCACAACAGAGAGAGAGAGAGAGAGAGAGAGAGAGAGAGAGAAAAAGAGA